This is a messenger RNA of Fusarium musae, 1209 nucleotides long. RefSeq lists its product as uncharacterized. NCBI's taxonomy places the organism in Eukaryota, Fungi, Ascomycota, Sordariomycetes, Hypocreales, Nectriaceae. Gene Ontology annotation, molecular function: oxidoreductase activity. The coding region runs from base 1 to 1209 and encodes 402 amino acids. Gene Ontology annotation, biological process: lipid metabolic process. The transcript has 4 exons. The record is from RefSeq and is a predicted model, not a curated record.
AUGGCGACUCGACAGCGAACUGCCACCACUGUUGUGGUCGAGGACCUUCCCAAGGUCACUCUUGAGGCCAAGUCUGAACCUGUGUUCCCCGAUAUCAAGACCAUCAAGGAUGCCAUCCCCGCGCACUGCUUCCAGCCCUCGCUCGUCACCUCAUUCUACUACGUCUUCCGCGAUUUUGCCAUGGUCUCUGCCCUCGUCUGGGCUGCUCUCACCUACAUCCCCAGCAUCCCCGACCAGACCCUCCGCGUCGCAGCUUGGAUGGUCUACGGCUUCGUCCAGGGUCUGUUCUGCACCGGUGUCUGGAUUCUCGGCCAUGAAUGCGGCCACGGUGCUUUCUCUCUCCACGGAAAGGUCAACAAUGUGACCGGCUGGUUCCUCCACUCGUUCCUCCUCGUCCCCUACUUCAGCUGGAAGUACUCUCACCACCGCCACCACCGCUUCACCGGCCACAUGGAUCUCGACAUGGCUUUCGUCCCCAAGACUGAGCCCAAGCCCUCCAAGUCGCUCAUGAUUGCUGGCAUUGACGUCGCCGAGCUUGUUGAGGACACCCCCGCUGCUCAGAUGGUCAAGCUCAUCUUCCACCAGCUUUUCGGAUGGCAGGCGUACCUCUUCUUCAACGCUAGCUCUGGCAAGGGAAGCAAGCAGUGGGAGCCCAAGACUGGCCUCUCCAAGUGGUUCCGAGUCAGUCACUUCGAGCCUACCAGCGCUGUCUUCCGCCCCAACGAGGCCAUCUUCAUCCUCAUCUCCGAUAUCGGUCUUGCUCUAAUGGGAACUGCUCUGUACUUUGCUUCCAAGCAAGUUGGUGUUUCGACCAUUCUCUUCCUCUACCUUGUUCCCUACCUGUGGGUUCACCACUGGCUCGUUGCCAUUACCUACCUCCACCACCACCACACCGAGCUCCCUCACUACACCGCUGAGGGCUGGACCUACGUCAAGGGAGCUCUCGCCACUGUCGACCGUGAGUUCGGCUUCAUCGGAAAGCACCUCUUCCACGGUAUCAUUGAGAAGCACGUUGUUCACCAUCUCUUCCCUAAGAUCCCCUUCUACAAGGCUGACGAGGCCACCGAGGCCAUCAAGCCCGUCAUUGGCGACCACUACUGCCACGACGACCGAAGCUUCCUGGGCCAGCUGUGGACCAUCUUCGGCACGCUCAAGUACGUCGAGCACGACCCUGCCCGACCCGGUGCCAUGCGAUGGAACAAGGACUAG